Silurus meridionalis is the source of this 1238-nucleotide messenger RNA. RefSeq names its product troponin T type 3b (skeletal, fast) (gene tnnt3b). Lineage: Eukaryota; Metazoa; Chordata; Actinopteri; Siluriformes; Siluridae. The record is from RefSeq and is a predicted model, not a curated record. Gene Ontology annotation, biological process: regulation of muscle contraction; sarcomere organization; muscle contraction. The coding region runs from base 239 to 1045 and encodes 268 amino acids. Gene Ontology annotation, molecular function: troponin I binding; troponin C binding; tropomyosin binding. Gene Ontology annotation, cellular component: troponin complex. The transcript is spliced from 15 exons.
AGAUGAUAAUAAUAGAGUCUUAAUGUCGAGCACGAACUAGAUUAAGGUAGCAUUUGGUGUUUUCGCUGCGGAAUGACUCCUGUGUCGAUCGUGAAUCAUGUGGCUCUUUGAGAACCGACUCCUUUGAAGAGUAAAGACCACUGAAAUCUCCAUCACUGAUACACGUUUCUGUGAGUUUCUUCAGGUUGGUGACCUGAUCAAAGCACUUUGCAUCAUCAGUCUCCCAGGUGUGAACAGUAUGUCUGACACAGAGGAUGUUGGUGUUGAGGAAGAGGUAUUAGAUGUAGAGGUAGCCCCAGAGGCUGAGGCUGAGGCUGAGGCUGAGCCAGAGGCCGAGCCUGAGGAAGAGCCAGAACAAGAGGUGCAUGAGGAAGAGGCCUAUGAAGAGGAAGAAGAGAAGCCAAAAUACAGACCCAGUGCACCAAAAAUUCCAGAUGGAGAGAAAGUACACUUUGAUGACAUCCAGAAAAAGCGUCAGAAUAAGGAUCUCGUUGAGCUGCAGGCACUCAUUGAUGCACACUUUGAAUGCAGAAAAAAGGAGGAGGAGGAACUAAUUGCUCUGAAGGAAAGAAUUGAGAAUCGUAGAGCUGAGCGAGCAGACCAUCAAAGGACCCGUGCUGAAAAAGACAAAGAGCGUCAAGCAAGACGUGAGGAGGAAAGGCUGAGGAAAGAGGAGGCAGAUGCAAAGAAGAGAGCAGAGGAGGAUGCAAAGAAGAAAUCUGUUCUGACAACAAUGGGCUCCAACUACAGCAGCUACCUACAGAAGGCUGACCAAAAGAAGGGAAAGAAACAGACAGAGAGAGAGAAAAAAAGAAAGGUCUUGGCUGAGAGACGCAAGCCACUAAACAUUGAUCAUCUCAAUGAAGACAAGCUGAGGGAUAAGGCCAAGGAGCUGUGGGACUGGAUGUAUAAUCUUGAGUCUGAAAAAUAUGACCACAUUGAGAAGCUCAAGAGGCAGAAGUAUGAGGUCAUCUCACUUCGCAACCGUAUUGAUGAGCUGCAGAAGCACUCCAAGAAGGGUGCUGCUGCCCGCCGCAGGAAGUAAACCGUUGGUGAAGGUUGUACCAUUUGAAGCACUCGCCUACUUUUCUCUGAAUGUUCAUAUUGUUUUCAGAAAUAUUGUAUUGAUUCUCAAUUAAAAAAUAUAAUUGGAUUUUAGUCUAGGUUAUUUGGUCUGUAAACCUAUAAGGUAAUAAUAAUGUAGGUGUAUAAAUAAAAUUUUACAUCUUCAAACUUCA